This is a messenger RNA of Pistacia vera, 1064 nucleotides long. RefSeq names its product protein ALTERED XYLOGLUCAN 4-like. Gene Ontology annotation, cellular component: Golgi apparatus. NCBI's taxonomy places the organism in Eukaryota, Viridiplantae, Streptophyta, Magnoliopsida, Sapindales, Anacardiaceae. The transcript is spliced from 2 exons. The record is from RefSeq and is a predicted model, not a curated record. The coding region runs from base 1 to 852 and encodes 283 amino acids. Gene Ontology annotation, molecular function: O-acetyltransferase activity.
AUGCGGGGAGGGAAGGUGGUGGGGAAGUGGAGCGAGGAAAUUGGAGCUGGGCAGAGCAGCGGAGGGGAGGAGGAAACUCCAAUUGAUGCUUACAAAGAUUCUGAAGACAGGAAUCGGAUAUGGUAUUUUCCUGAGCAUGACUUCACUCUGAAAAUGGUGUGGUCAAUAUUUCUGGUAGUUGGCAAAGAGAGAAUUGUAAAUGGCUCAUCUUCCGGCGUGUUUGAUUUGCACCUUGACAAUGUUGAUGAGAAAUGGACCAGAGAACUCCCCAUUUUAGACUACGCUAUCAUAUCAACAGCUCACUGGUUCUUUCGGCCAAUUUACUUGCACGAAGCCGCCAAUGUAAUCGGAUGCGUAUAUUGCAGCGAACCAAAUGUAACCAAAUAUGAUGUUGUGGACGCCCUCGGAAUGUCCUUCAAAGCCACAUUCAAAUACAUCAACAACUGCGAGAGAUGCAGCAGGAAGUUAGUUACAUUGCUGAGGACAUUUUCGCCUUCCCAUUUUGAGAAUGGAACUUGGAACACUGGAGGAAUCUGCAACAGGACAAGCCCCUAUGACGAAAGAGAUAUCGAAUCCGAAGCUAAUGAAUGGAAAUUAAGAAACAUUCAGGUUGAAGAAAUUGAAAGAGCUAGAAAAGAAGGUAAAAAACAUGGCAAAAAGUUUGAGAUUUUGGAUGUGACAAGGGCUAUGCUUAUGAGACCUGAUGGGCAUCCUGGAGCAUUCUGGGGAAACAAAUGGAUGAAGGGUUAUAAUGACUGUGUUCAUUGGUGCUUGCCGGGUCCAAUUGAUGUAUGGAGUGAUUUCUUAAUGGCGAUUCUUGCAAAGGAGGUUGGCUUAAAUUUUUUCUCUUAGAGGCGAGCUAGUAUAUAAUACUUCUCAAAUUUUCUGUAGGCAUAUAUAUCAUAUACCAUUCUUUUGUCCAGAGAAAAUAUUCUUAUAUAGGACAUAUACCACUUCAUAAUAAAUUGUUUUUGCAUAGCGGAAUUAUUAUCCAUGAAUCCAUGGUGAAAAUGUUGAGAUUAUAUUAAGCUAGAUUUAUUUUAUUGACCAAAUAUGGUGUAAAU